ACUUGGAAUUGAAAUAAAUCACUUGUAUUAUCUUUAAGGAUCCCUAUAAAGUGUAUCAUUGCUAAUCAACAGAACUAUUUAUACAACCAAUUUAUCGACCACAUAUGUUUAUUUUAUUUAGUAAACUUAAAAUCUAAAUAAACGAGAUAAUUGACUGAUUAUAAAGCUACCUAUUGAUUUCCAACAAUCGGAUUAAAUAUGAUUUACUUCAAUACAUACUAUUGAUAAUUAAUCACCAGCAGAAGGUCUAUGAUCAAUCCUUGACCAUUUUCAUUUAUUAAAAUAUCACUUAAUGACCUAAACAUAUAUUGAUCUAAUCUAAAAUGGUAUUUGUAUUAUACUUUGGACAAAAAGUUACUACUCCGAGUACAUUACGUAAUAAUGUUGCUUAAUUGAUAGAGAAGACAAAACAGACUAUGAAUAAUACUCAUUAUUUGUUCAUAUAAAUAAUAUAUACGCAUAAAUGAUUGUAUAAAUGGUCUUAUCAUGAUAUCUAUUCGAUGAACAAUGGAAAAUCAUUCUAAGAAUUUGACUAUUCAAAAUAAUGAAAUCCAAUGUUUAGUCUAUUCGCAUACAUCAAAGCAUAAUUCACUACUUAAAGAAAAACAUUUCAGUCAAGAAAAUACUACAAUAAAUUUGAAUAAUACAAAUUUAGAUUUCAACUUUAAAUUGACCCAUACAAAAUGUCAUAAUGAUACAGUUUCAAAUUUAUAUUUAGAUAAUAUGAAUCAAUUAUCUAACCAAAUAAUUAAUCCACAUUAUCGUAAAACUGCUAUCAUUGACAUUUGUAAAUCUAUUGAUGAUCAUAAAUUGGAUAUAGGAUAUUUAAUUUAUUCACGUCCAGGUAUUAUAGCUGCAUUACUCCUAGAAAUUGUACAACAUUAUCCAACUGAUAAAAGUAUAUCACUUUCAUCAGAAUCAUUUGAAAUUAUAUGUUCAAUAAUUGCAAUAUUUCAACAAAUUAUACUCAACAACAAAUUUCGUUCUGAAUUUAUUAGCACAGGUCUUUUAACAUAUUUAUUACCUUAUUUUAACAUUGAAUGUCAAACUGAUGAUACUGAACAUUUACGUAUUAGUUUAUUAAGUUUAUAUGCUACAGUAACAAGUAAAUUAUCAAUCAAUGAAAUAGAAGAUUUUCUUUUGCCAGAAUCUAAUACACAUUUCAAUGAUGAAACAAUAAGUGAAGAAAGAUUAGAAAUAACCGAUAAACAAGUGAAUUUUAAUUCUAUUCAUAAUACAUAUUAUGUUUUAAAUGAUUUAUUUAAACAAACAUUGAAAGCAUUAAUUCAAUGUCAUACUGAAAUUGGAAAAACUAUAGCACUUAUUUUAUUAGCACGUUUAUUGAAUUGUCCAAAUCAACGAACUCGUCUCUAUCAUAAUCGUAGUUUAUUUAAUGAAUUAAUUUCAUGUCUUACACAAAUGAUUCAAUAUAUGGUACAAAAAUUCACUAUUGAAAUACAACAACAAUUUAAGCAUAAAAUUCAUUUAUGUGAACAAUAUGAUAAAAUAAUAUUUAUAAAAGCUAAACGUUUAUUACAAUUUACAUUAGAAUGUUUUAAUCAAUUAAUGAUUGAUUUGAAAUUACGUAAUCGUUUACGUUAUAGUUUACCCAUUGAAUUACGUUCAAAUUUAUUUUCUGUUAUAUUAUUACAUGAUCAAGAUGUUCAAUUAUGGCUUGAAAAAAUUUGGUUACAAUUAGGAUGGGACAAAAUGAAUUAAGAAUGUGCAUUACAAACUACUUUAUAAUAUAAUACUUUAAUUUCAUAGUUUAAUGCAUUUUGUUUAGUAAAUACAUAUUUUUUUCUCAGUUGUAUAA
Messenger RNA from Schistosoma guineensis, 1816 nucleotides. The record is from the annotation of a GenBank genome assembly. Lineage: Eukaryota; Metazoa; Platyhelminthes; Trematoda; Strigeidida; Schistosomatidae.